GGUGCGCUGUCCACUUCAGCACCACAAGCCGAGCAGAGGCAGCGGGCUAGCUAACGGAGACGAGGAGGGACGGAAGACACGGCUCAACAUCAGCACCGAGUCUCAAAUACCGAAGAAUAUCCCCCAGAAACGCCGACACCAACGAGGCUAAAGACUGCAUAAAAGAGUUCAGCGAUCAUGUACGAUGCGGCGAGGGUGCCAUCUCCUAAGGAUGGUGCAAACGGGAUGGCCCAGCCGGUGCUGCCCGGAGCGGGAGCCGCUGCAGGAGCAGGAGGGCCGACGCCCACCGCAGCCCUACAGGCUAAAUGUGAGGAGGGUCAGCCAGGUACAGAGGAAGAAGAGGAGGAGGAGGAGCCCAAAGCUGAGCCCGUACUAGUGAAAAAGCCACACAGAGAGAUUCUGGACCAUGAGAGGAAGAGGAGGGUGGAGCUCAAAUGUAUGGAGCUCCAGGAGAUGAUGGAGGAGCAGGGGUACACAGAAGAAGAGAUCCGGCAGAAAGUGAGCACGUUCAGACAGAUGCUGAUGGACAAGGAGGGCGUUAUCACCAGAGAGGGCUCACACACACAACCAGUGGUCAACCACCUGCACUACGAAGCUGAUUAUGGACAGAACCAUCAAUUGGUCAGCUAUGAAGAUGGAGACUAUGACCAUGAUUACCACAGCGACAACAGAGUGAAGAGGAAAUCAAGCAGCUCUCCAUCCCCUCGUCCAAAGAAACGGAAGAAGAAGAAAUCUGGCCGCAGAAGGAGUCGGUUUGGCAGCUCCUCACCCACUCACAGAGAGAAGAAGAAAAAGAGUGGGAAGAAACACAAGCGAGACAGAUCUGCAUCAGGCUCGAGAAAAAAGAGGAGAUACAGAUCCGGCAGCCCAAAGAACAAACACAAAGACAAGAUCAAACAGAAAAAGAGGUCCCCUGGUGAGACUCCCAGCAGGAGUUCACAGCGUCAAGGCAGCUGCUGUAGUUCUCGCAGCGCCUCCCUGUCCUCCACCCGCAGCACCUCCAAAUCCCCCUCCAGAUUAAACUCCAAGCACAAGACGGACGGGCAGAAGGCGCCCAGCACCUCGCUGUCCCCCGGCACCAACCCACCCGCAGUGUGGCACAACGGGGACCACCCCCAGCGGAGCCGCAACGGCAGGGCCGGCAGACCCAACCACGGCGAGGGCGACAAAGUGCACGAUAAGCUCCGUCUGCUGACCGCUAACUCUGCAGGAAUGCAGUCCACUCUGCUGAGAGAGCACAAGCUCCACAGCGCCCCCAGCAGGAGCCAGGCGGGACAGAUGUGCGCCGCAGGAGAGGCUGGGGGUGUGGACGGCAGGAACUCGGCUGUAGGGAACUCCGUCACCCAGGCGUCAGGGAGGAGAGGGAGCCAGAGGGGCCAGAACAAGGGCUCCCACUCCCCCACUCACAGCAGCGACUCGGCCCACUCCCAGCACACCCACACCCACAGGGGGAGGAACUCCCGUCACCACAGAAAGUCAAAAGGGGGCCACUCUUCCAAGCGUCACCACCGCUCCAGUCGGGGUCAGGCGCACCACCGGAGCCAGUCUGCGUCACCGGGGCGCCACCCGCACACGUCAGGCAGGAAGAAGGAGGAGUCUCGGGGCAAACCCAACCUCCGGCAGCGCAGCAGCUCCUGGAGCAGCGGGCACUCGUCUUCACGCUCCGCCUCCAGAGACGGAGGCCCCUCCAAGGCCAAGUCCCCACACAGCAGACAGAACAACUCCAGAGAGAAGGACAGCCAGAACCACUCUGACGACGAGAGCCGCGCUCGCCGCCGCUCCCGCAGCUACUCACCAAUCCGCAAGAGGAGAAGAGACUCCCCCAGCUUCAUGGAGGCCCGCAGGAUCACCAGUGCUCGCAAGCGGCCCAUCCCGUACUACCGGCCCAGUCCUUCGUCCUCCAGCCUGGACAGCAGCCCGUCGCGCUCCAGCCGCAGCCGGAGCCACAGCUCAAGCAGCUCCAGCCGCAGCAGGAGCCACAGCCGGAGCCACAGCCGGAGCCACAGCCGGAGCCACAGCCGGAGCUGGAGCCGGAGCCGGAGCUGGAGCCGCAGCAAGAGCCCCUCCCGCAGCCACCACAGCUACGACAGCCGCAGCAGCUAUGACAGCCCCGGAGUCUGACACUAAACACGCAGCACGUGAAGAAGGGAAACAAAAACAACCAGAGGAGAAUCAUGAUCUUUAACGGGGCCUCCACAGGGCCUCACUGCUGUCCAACCAGGGCCCAAACUCCUCGCCCCUGGACCAUCAUCUCUCUCUGAGCCUGGAUCAAAGUGGAGAAACGUAAUUUGAUAUAGCACAUCACUAUGAAAUUGGCUAUCACUAUUCACGUCUUCACAAAGGCAUUAAAGGAAAUGGGUCACCACAUGUCGAAAUUAAUUUGGUAGAGCCCAAAGAACAAAUCUCGCUGUAUGUUAGCACUUUCUUUCUCUUCUUCCACAACGCAACCAAAAAUGAAUUCAUUAAGAACUAUAUACUAUAUAAAUAUAUAUAAAUAUAUCCUAACAGUAGGAGCUGAGUAGAAGAUAAAAAGAGGACACAUCAACUGCUUAAUGAACAUUUCAUUACAUUUCUGACUUUUUUUUCCCAAUCAUGUCCUCAUCUGCCCCAAAGACUUCCAUCUCAUCGAGGAGCAGAGAUCAACACCAGUUAGAACAAAAGACAAAUUGGCGGAUGAAAUGGGGAGCAAAAAAGAAAAUGAACUUUUUUUAUGAUAAAAUGGUAUUGUAUAGGUUUGUCUGUAUAGUAAACUCUUACGUUCUGGCUUUGUAAACUAUGCACUGUAUAUUCCAUCUAGUUGAAGGAGGUUUGUUGAGCAUGAUGCGUCAGGAGAGACUGGCAGGAAGUAGAGGUGCAUCAGAGCUCCCACUGGCCUAUACAGUAUGUCGGGAGGGGGGGAUUAUUUAUGAUGUACUUUGACUCUUCCCUGUUUAAAUUAUUAUGUUGAUUCUGCUAAUCCUGACUGUGUGUGUGUGUGUGUGUGUGUGUGUGUGUGUGUGUGUGUGUGUGUGUGUGUGUGUGUGUGUGUGUGUGUGUGUGUGUGUGUGUGUGUGUGUGUGUGUGUGUGUGUGUGUGUGUGUGUGUGUGUGUGUGUGUGUGUGUGCCUCCUCUGCAAUGUCCAGUGAGGUAAUUAUUUAUGUGUACACUAAGGCUGCUGUAUGGUAGUGUACAGAAAACUGUCUGCAAAAUGUCUACCAUACACACACACACACGUGUUGACCACAGCUAUUUAUGAUCCUAUUGUAUUUAUUUGGUUAUUUAUUGGUUAUUUAUUAUUUAAUGUAUUUAUCAUGAGCUGAAAAGCAGUUGGGUCAUGCUUUAAAGACGAGAUUGUGAUGCAAACAUGUUCCCUGUACUGUUCAUGUCCACAGAAAUCAUGACAAGGCUGACGCCAGCAGGGUGGAUAUUUGACUGCAGUGUGUUUAACAUGCUCUUUGUAGCCGUUGGGCAGCAGACGGUCUUCGCCCACAGUUUCUCCCACGGAUGCCACUACGGCACCCCCGGCCUCUUGUAGUGGUUAAUUUGAAUGCAACCAUUAUGACUCUGCUUGUAUUGAGGACGGUGUGGAAAGAGGAGUCCAUUAUUCUACUCUACCGUAUGUUUCCAGCCUAUACAUAUUCUAAUCCCUUGUAUAAUUGGCCGCAACAUGUUUCUGUCACAGGUCCCCUUGUUACCAGGAGAAUAUAAUGUGAUGUAACCUAGCAUAGCAGAGACGAGACACACAGCUUCAGUAGUACAGUGAACAAACUGGCGACACAAUCAGGGAUCACCCUAAGUCUUCCUUACCAUUCGACCAGCUUCAUGUCACUCAGUGUUGCAUACCCAGUGUAACCCAACUGAAAUAAUCUGCAAACAUGUUCAUUUAUUCCAAGUAUAGCAUCGCCCCUUUGGUUCUCCAAGUCAUUCUUUGUAGUGUACAAGUUAUAAUACCUGACAAUAAACAGAAACAAAUGGGGAAAUAA
Molecule: messenger RNA, 3962 nt
Organism: Gymnodraco acuticeps
Lineage: Eukaryota; Metazoa; Chordata; Actinopteri; Perciformes; Bathydraconidae
Gene: srrm3
Product: serine/arginine repetitive matrix 3
Exons: 14
Coding region: 178-2121 (647 amino acids)
Molecular function (GO): mRNA binding
Source: RefSeq, a predicted model, not a curated record